AUGGCGAUCGCACAACCAGCCAUCGCUGUUCAUGUCGCUAUUGAUCCACGCAAUCAAGGACUUCCCACUGAUGACUACGACACCGAUGAGUCAUAUCAUAGCGAAGUCAGCGAUGAAGAUACUAGAGACAAAGUAGAAGACGAUAGUGACGUGGAAGAGGAGUUUGAUAGCAAGGUUGAAGGUACAGGGGACGACGAAGAUGAGCACUUGGAAGACAGCGACGUUGACGGCAGUGACUACGAGCGAACUUCAGACGAUGAGACAUCUGAGAGCGACAGCGAACAUGAAGACGGCGGGCUGCCACAUCAUAAGUCAGCCAGCAAUGUUCAGAUACCGCCUGUUGGCUACCCUCAACAAGCUUCCGUGGUUCCAGAAGCACUGAGGCCAGGACCGAAUGACCAUGAUCCGCGGGCAAUGCCUCCACAGCAACGCCAAACUUCUAGUCCAAAAGUUCCAGUGCAUUCAUAUACGCCUUCUGAAUUGCGACAAGCAGAUCAGCGUCAGGAUAUCCCUAUCCAACACCAGCGCUUCCAAGACGUUGCUCCGUUUCCUCCGCAACCUGCACAACCCUCCCGAACAAGCCUGCCGUUAUGGCAGCAGCCCUACCAGCGUUCGAUACAAGAGGAGGAAGCGGAAGACGAAUAUGAAGAAGAAGGGGAGGAAGAAGGCACCGACGACUAUGACGAUCUAGCGCGGGGACCGAUUUCCCAAGGACAGUCAUACGAGUCAGCAGGACGUCAAAUGCAGAUGCCUUCUCAGGAUCAGGUAAUGGAGCGACAACGUCAAGAGCAAAUCAGAGCUGCACUGGCAAAGAAGGCUUCAGACGAGCGAAUGGCGCAAGAACAGGAAGCGGCUGAAGCCGCGGCGGAAGCAGCGCAUUGUCAAGCGCAGCGACAACAGAUCCAAGCCCAAAGACAAGAAAUUGACAGGAAACGCCAAGAGAAUAUGCAAGCUGCCAUGCAUCAGAGACAGCUAGCGCAGCAGCAAGCGCAGGAAGAGGAAGAGGAAGAAGACGAGCUCGCAGCACAGCAAGAAGCUGCAGUAGCUGCGGCCAACGAGACUGCUCGGAGAAAGUUCGAAUACGAACAGCGUCAACAAGCACUUCAGAUGCAACGGGCGCAGCAGAAGUAUGCGGAUGAUGAACUCGCCGCCAGGGAAGAUGCGGAUUGGGCUGAUCAGGAAGCUGCAAAGGCCGAGGCACAGCAACGGGCCUUUCAACAGCAGCAACAGUGGCAAGAACAGCAAAGUGCCCAAGACGAUGAAGAAUACCAGGCACAACAGCAGGCACAGUACCAACAGCAACAGUUGCGAGAACAACAAAAAGCCCAGGAAGUUGCAGAUAAAGCUGCUCGGAAGCAAGCAGCAGACGAAGCCCGCCAGUUCGCAAAGCAAGAGAAAGAUGCGAAGAAGGCGGAGGAGAAAGCAGCAAAGGAUGAGAAGAAAGCACAAGAGAAGGAUCGAAAGGAUGAAAAGAAGGCUGAAGAGAAAGAGCGAAAGAAUGAGCAGAAAGAGGCUGAUCGAGAGGAACGUGACACUCGUCGAGUGGAAGAUCAGGAGGCCAAACGCGAACGAAAGGCCGAGGACGAUGAACGGCGAAAAGAACAGCGCGAGAUGGAUCGUGAAGCCCAGAAGGCUAAGCGGGCGAAUGAUAUAGAGAUGAAAAGGACACGGGCAGAGGAAAUGCGGGAACGUAAAGCCGAGGAUGCCGUUCAGCGCCAACAGCAACAGGAGAUCGAUAGAGAAGCCCGCAAGACUCAAAGGGAACUCGAUGCGGCCGAAAAGACUCAACGCGCACAAGAGCAAGCUGAGCUCAGAGCAGAGGAAGCAUCUCAACGUAUUGAGGAACGAUCCGUUACACAAGAGGCCAGAAAGGCGGAGCGAGAAGCCCAGAGGCAGAUGCAUUUAGCUGAGAAGCGCGGCACGAUGGAGGCCACGGCUGCUGAAGCUAACCAUCGUAUGGAAGAACAUGCCAUGGAACAAGAAGCAAAGCGUGCCGAGCGGGAAAUGGAGGUCCAGAGACGCCAGGCCGAACUAGAAGAUAAAAAGGCUCGACGAGGCACUGAAGCUGAGGAGAAAAGAUUGAGAAAGGAGAGUGAAGACGAAGAGCGAGCGCACAAGAAAGCAGCUGAUCAGGAAAAGAAGACUCAUCAACAAGAGGAGAGGCAGCGUAUGCAGGAAGAGGAGGACGAGCGACGGAUGGAGGCGGACCGCCACCCGAUGGGAACACGGCAGCUGGAGGACAUAAUGAGGCCCAAGGACACCAUGAUCAACAACAUGGCAGUCACUCGGACGAAAAUCAUGGCCACCGACAAGGUAGACACCCAGAUGCGCAGCAUGGUGACCCUAGAGGUCCUAAUCACGCAAGAGGAAAUCAUCAAGAUCAAGCAAGACAACCUGGACAACAGGGUCAACGAGACGGUCGCCAUUGGGACGUUAACCAUGGCCACCAACAGGGAAGAUACCCAGAUACGCGACAUGGCGAUUCUAGAGGUCAUGACCAUCCGGGCGGAAAUCAUCAAGAUCAUGCGAGACAAGGACAACAGGGUCGACAAGACGGUCGCCAUUGGGACAUUAACCAUGGCCAUCAACAGGAAAGAUACCCAGAUACACGACAUGGCGAUCCUAGAGGUUAUGGUCACCCAGGCGGAAAUCAUCCGGAGCACGCCGAAGAAGGACAUGGUGACGGACUACGUCAAGAAAGACACCCAUAUAUGCAGCGCGGCGAUCCUAGGGAUCGUGGUCACCAAGGCGAGAAUCACAUAG
Messenger RNA from Alternaria triticimaculans, 2763 nucleotides. RefSeq lists its product as uncharacterized. The coding region runs from base 1 to 2763 and encodes 920 amino acids. The record is from RefSeq and is a predicted model, not a curated record. Lineage: Eukaryota; Fungi; Ascomycota; Dothideomycetes; Pleosporales; Pleosporaceae. The transcript is spliced from 2 exons.